Messenger RNA from Spodoptera frugiperda (fall armyworm), 2725 nucleotides. Its product is annotated as tyrosine aminotransferase. Bases 31 to 1374 code for a protein of 447 amino acids. Gene Ontology annotation, molecular function: pyridoxal phosphate binding; L-tyrosine:2-oxoglutarate transaminase activity. The record is from RefSeq and is a predicted model, not a curated record. Gene Ontology annotation, biological process: biosynthetic process; aromatic amino acid metabolic process. NCBI's taxonomy places the organism in Eukaryota, Metazoa, Arthropoda, Insecta, Lepidoptera, Noctuidae. The transcript has 5 exons.
AAAUUAUCGUCAUUAUAGUUUGUCUAUUCUAUGAAAAUGUCGUGCCGAUUACGGGACCGUACAGAAUGGGACGUGAGGGCUUCUACUUUAGCCCGAAACACAUUUAAUCCUAUAAGAGAUAUUAUCGAAACUCUUCGUAUUAAACCGAAUCCGGAUAUACCGUACAUCGCCCUCUCAGUAGGCGAUCCGACUGCUUUCGGCAAUCUGCAACCUUCUGAGAACAUCAUAGACACUGUUUGUGAGAUGGCCAGGCUAAAUGAAACUCGGAGCUAUGGGCCUACCAUUGGACACUGGGAGGCCAGACAGGCUGUGGCGGAGUACAGUGCUCACCAGGGUCCAGUGACGGCAGACGACGUGAUCCUCUGCAGUGGCUGCUCACACGCCAUUGAUAUAACCCUCAGUGUCAUCGCUGACGCUGGACAAAAUGUCCUCAUCCCACGACCUGGCUACUUGAUACACAAAACUCUUGGGGAAGGAUUGGGGAUCGUUAUCAAGUACUAUGAUUUAUUGCCUGACGAGGACUGGCAAAUAGAUCUAGUGAGUCUGGAGAGUCAAAUAGACGAAAAUACAGCAGCUAUCAUCGUGAACAAUCCGUCUAACCCGUGUGGCUCAGUUUAUACCAAGAAACAUUUAAAAGACAUUAUCGAGGUGGCAUUGAGAAAUCGCGUGCCGAUAAUUGCGGACGAAAUUUACGAACACUUCGUUUUCUCCAAACACGAAUUCACUUCAUUAUCGUCUCUUUCUAAGGAUGUCCCAGUUAUAACAUGCAGCGGAGUCACGAAGAGAUUUCUUAUUCCUGGCUGGCGACUGGGCUGGAUAAUCAUACACGACCGUAACAAUAUUCUGGGCAAAGAAGUCCGCAAAGGCUUGUUUAGUAUGUCAACGCGGAUUUUGGGACCAAAUACGUUGCUGCAGAGAGCUCUUCCGAGAAUUCUGAAGGAAACUCCACAGAGUUUCUUUGACGACACAAUGAGAUUUAUCGAGAGUCAAGCACAUUUGGCUUACCAGGAGCUGCAAAAAUCCCCAGCAUUACGUCCGAUCAUGCCUCAAGGGUCCAUGUACAUGAUGAUCCAAAUUAAAAUGUCUUUAUUCCCUAAAUUCGAGAAUGAACUUCAAUUUAUUUCUCAACUCUGCAACGAGCAGUCGGUUCUAUGUAUUCCUGGAAAGUGUUUCAACUAUCCCAACUACAUGCGGAUUGUACUAACUGUACCAGAAGAUAUAUUACGGGAAGCAUGCAACAGAAUCACAAAGUUUUGUGAACAACAUAUGAUGAAGGAGAAAUUAAAGAUGGCGGAUAAUGACGUUGUUUCCAUUUUGAACGAGAAAUCAUCAGAGGUGUCUUCAAAACAGCAAAUGUUGAAGAAUAUUUCGUAAUUUUGAUUCCAAGUUAGGGCCUGUCUGAUUUUUGUCUGGCUAACUCAACUGCAUCACAUGGUUUAUUUUGGUCCUUUGAUUAAUAAAAGUCCCUUGAUUGCGAUAGUCCUUAAAUACUAUAUCGUUAGGUACAGGCGUAGUAACCUUCUCUAUAAUCUGAGUCCUUUAUUAUAUGUAUAAGUAUGUAGGUUUGGAUCCAGUCUCUGUAUAAAACUUGGGACGCCCUAAAUUGUAGAUAUUACUGGGUUUUUGUCAACUAGUUAUUUACACGACACUAGUAAUGUAACUAACGCAUUUAAUGUAAAAGACGCAAUCAAUUCAUAAAAUCAAAGUAACGCAGCUUGCCUUCAUAUUUAGAAGAACUCUGCCUUAAAAUCGCACUCCUUGCUACGCUUGUGUGUUACUUGUUGAAUGUUGUUAUUGUUAAGAAUAGGUAGUUCAUAAGUAAUUUAAUGUAACUAUAGUAUGAAUAAGGACAAACAAAACUAUAAGUAGGUACGUCACAAUUACAGUUAGCUUAACGUUUUCCUAAAUUUGGGGAUUCCCAUAUUUUUUUGGCCGAGGAUCAUUUUUAUAAUUCUUUUUAUGUUACCACUAUUUCUUUUGUAAUAUGAACUCAGUUGCUUUUCUCAGCAAUCUCUUUUCCUAUGAGUUUAAUACGAGCUUUAAGCGUGGUAUUUAUUGGACAGAAGUCCACGGACCACCGCUUGGGAACCACUGUCCUAGAUGAUCCUGAACCUGUACAAUCUGAAAAGAAAAACAGAAAACAUCAACAUACAUACUAUUGUUGGGCAUGAUCAUCUCGCCUGGUGAGGAUGUCGUCUUUGCCAAUCUUAGGUAACAUAAACAUUCCAGCCUGUUCCUUAUAAUACAAACAGAUAUCAGACUAAUGUAAAGGAAUAACGCCUAUCUUCACAUUAUUCGCUUUUAUUACUGUAUGUUCGACUUUUAAAUAUUUUGUAGUAAAAAAUGCUAAUAUCAACAAAACGCCUAAGAAAAUAAUAAGAGACGAAGGUAGCCUGUUCAAUAUUUGCUUAGUAUUUUAAUAUAACUUGUAAAGGAAUUAAAAUGUUGCACAAACAUAUUGCACAAUGCAUGUUAUAGAAGGAGAUUUUUUUUUUUCUUAAAUCAUGUCUUUCUACUGUUUUGAAUCAUGUAUUUUAAUUAAGUUCUUAGUUUUGUAGAAUUUUAUUUAUUAGGUAUCUAUUAAAUUGGUUAAUACAGAGCUACAUGCAUUAAGUAAGUUUGUAUUUACUAUUUCUAAUAAUAAGGCCUUUAAAAUUAGUUUAAAAUUUUGUAAGUAUUCUUAAUACAUUCGCUGUAUAAGCAAAUAUAUUAUUUAAUGUUAAAA